Molecule: messenger RNA, 3768 nt
Organism: Erigeron canadensis
Lineage: Eukaryota; Viridiplantae; Streptophyta; Magnoliopsida; Asterales; Asteraceae
Product: DNA-directed RNA polymerase III subunit 2
Exons: 39
Coding region: 64-3507 (1147 amino acids)
Biological process (GO): DNA-templated transcription
Cellular component (GO): RNA polymerase III complex
Molecular function (GO): DNA-directed RNA polymerase activity; ribonucleoside binding; DNA binding
Source: RefSeq, a predicted model, not a curated record
UUAACCACCUCCAUUUUCUCCUUAAACCCUACACACACACACACGCUCACUCCGUCCAUCAUCAUGACUGUGCCCGAAGACUCACAUCUUCAAAGUACCGGAGGUGGUAGUAUUGACAAGCAAUUUCUUGCGUCUCCGGUUAAAUCAGCAGUCGAUAAGUUCCAGUUGAUUCCCGAGUUCCUCAAGGUCAGGGGUUUGGUGAAGGAACAUCUGGACUCUUUUAAUUAUUUUGUUAGGACCGAAAUAAAGAAGAUUGUUCGUGCUAAUGACCUUGUGACAUCUAGAUUUGAUCCUAGUGUCUAUCUCAGAUACACAGAUGUGUGGAUUGGGAAGCCUUCGGUGGUUGUUGAUGGUGUGACCGACUCACUAAGUCCUCAAAAAUGCCGUCUAAGUGACAUGACGUAUUCUGCUCCAAUAUAUGUGAACAUUGAGUAUUGCAAUGGUAGUCAAGGUCAGAAUACCAGUAAGCGUUCACAACAAAAGAAAGAAGUUAUCAUAGGAAAAAUGCCUAUCAUGUUAAGGAGUUUUUCGUGCGUUCUUUAUGGCAAAGAUCAAGACGAAUUGGCAAAACUUGGUGAAUGCCCACUUGACCCGGGUGGAUAUUUUGUUGUGAAAGGAAAUGAAAAGGUGAUUUUAAUUCAAGAACAGCUGUCAAAGAAUAGAAUAAUCAUAGACACGGAUAAGAAGGGUUGCAUCCAGGCAUCUGUCAUGAGUAGCACUUCUAUGACAAAAAGUAAAACAAUUAUAAGAAUGGAGAAAGAAAAACUCUAUCUGGUGUUGAAUGCAUUUAGUUCCAAGGUUCCCAUUAUGGUGGUCAUGAAAGCCAUGGGUAUGGAAACUGAUCAAGAAGUUGUGCAGAUGCUUGGCAGAGAUCCUCAAUAUGCAAGUCUGCUUUUGCCAUCUAUUGAGGAGUGUGCAAGUAUUGGUGUCUAUACACAACAACAAGCGCUGGAGUUCCUUGAUAAAAAGCGUACGAAGACAUUCUCUAGGUUCGGUAAGGAUGAUGGAGCUAUCACUGUUCUUCGGGAUAUUUUUAUACCGAACAUUCCGGUGCGGGAAAACAAUUUUCAUUUGAAGUGCGCUUAUGUUGUCGUGAUGUUGAGACGCAUGAUGGAUGCAAUGUUAAAUGAGGAUGCGAUGGAUGACAAAGACUAUGUAGGCAAUAAACGGCUGGAGCUUUCAGGGCAAUUAUUAGCUCUACUAUUUGAGGACCUAUUCAAGUCGCUGAACGACAAUUUAAAGAGACUUGUAGAUAGGCUCCUGGCCAAACCCAGUCGCUCAAGCAAGUUUGAUAUAACCCAGCAUCUAGCAAAAGAUGAUAUUACAAUGGGUUUGGAGCGUAGCCUCUCUACAGGAAAUUGGGAUGUUAAAAGGUUUAAGAUGGACAGGAAAGGCAUUACGCAGAUCGUUACAAGACUAUCCUUCAUUGCAUCAUAUGGCUCCAUGACAAAAAUUUCCCCCCAGUUUGAAAAGUCAAGGAAAGUUAGUGGACCCAGGGCCUUACAACCUAGCCAGUGGGGCAUGCUUUGUCCCUGUGAUACUCCUGAAGGUGAAGCUUGUGGUUUGGUGAAAAAUCUGGCUCUGAUGACGCAUGUUACAACUGAUGAAGAAGAAGGCCCUAUCAUCUCCUUGUGUUACUGCUUGGGAGUUGAGGACUUGGCUCUACUUUCUGGUGAAGAACUUCAUUCGCCAAACUCUUUUCUUAUCAUAUUAAAUGGACUUAUUCUCGGGAAGCAUAGAAGGCCACAGCUAUUUGCUAAUGGAAUGAGAAAGCUGCGAAGGGCGGGUAAACUAGGAGAUUUUGUAAGCAUCUUUGUCAAUGAGAAACAAAAUUGUGUAUAUAUUGCUUCAGAUGGUGGCCGCGUUUGUCGCCCACUUGUAAUUGCUGACAAUGGCAUAUCAAGAAUUAAGCAUCAUCACAUGAAAGAGUUGAAGGAUGGAGUACGCAAUUUCGACAGUUUUUUACGGGAAGGACUGAUUGAGUAUCUUGAUGUCAAUGAAGAGAACAAUGCUUUGAUCGCUUUGUACGACGGAGAGGCCACUAAUGAGACGACUCAUAUUGAAAUAGAACCUUUCACCAUCUUAGGUGUUUGUGCCGGGCUGAUUCCUUUUCCUCACCAUAACCAGUCCCCAAGAAAUACCUAUCAGUGUGCUAUGGGGAAGCAAGCAAUGGGCAAUAUUGCAUAUAAUCAGCUAUUUCGAAUGGAUUCAUUGAUCUACCUUUUGGUUUAUCCUCAACGGCCGCUAUUGACGACAAGAACAAUUGAGCUGGUUGGGUAUGAUAAGCUCGGAGCUGGGCAAAAUGCAACUGUUGCAGUUAUGAGUUACAGUGGUUAUGACAUAGAGGAUGCUAUAGUCAUGAAUAAAUCAUCACUGGACCGUGGUUUUGGUCGUUGUAUUGUAAUGAAAAAGACGCCAGCUUUAUUUCAAAAGUAUGACAAUGUAUGCGACAAGUUUUCUUCACCCAGCAAAUCCCAGCAUGAUCCAAAUAAGAUUCAGAUUUUGGAUAAUGACGGACUUGCUUCUCCCGGUGAAAUACUAAGACAUCAAGACAUUUAUAUGCAAAAAGAAUGCCCUAUAGAUACAAGGGCUUCCAACAAGUUACAUCCGUCACAGAUUCAAUAUAGAAUAAGUAAACAAACCUAUAAAGGUGCAGAAGGGGAGACAGCGGUUGUCGAUAGAGUAGCUUUAUGCUCUGACAGGAAAAACAAUUUAUGUGUAAAAUUUAUGAUUCGACAUACUCGUAGGCCUGAGGUUGGUGACAAGUUUAGUAGUAGGCAUGGUCAGAAAGGUGUUUGUGGGACCAUUGUUCAACAAGAAGAUUUUCCUUUUUCUGAGCGUGGCAUAUGCCCAGAUUUGAUUAUGAAUCCUCAUGGGUUUCCAAGUCGAAUGACUGUUGGAAAGAUGAUCGAGCUUCUUGGGAGUAAGGCUGGAGUUUCGUGUGGCAAGUUCCAUUAUGGUAGUGCAUUUGGGGAACCGAGUGGUCAUGCAGACAAAGUUGAAGACAUAAGUGAAACCCUUGUGAAGCAUGGAUUUUGCUACAAUGGGAAGGAUUUUUUAUAUUCAGGUAUCACUGGUACGCCACUACAGGCAUAUAUCUUCAUGGGACCGAUAUACUACCAGAAACUAAAGCACAUGGUCCUUGAUAAGAUGCAUGCUAGAGGCAUGGGCCCGCGCCAACUUAUAACUAGACAGCCCACAGAAGGGAGAAGCCGAAACGGAGGUCUUCGUGUCGGAGAAAUGGAACGAGAUUGUUUGAUUGCUUAUGGAACUAGUAAUCUGAUUUAUGAACGCUUAAUGCUCUCUAGCGAUCCUUUUGAGGUUCAGGUUUGUAGAAAGUGUGGGUUACUUGGAUACAUAAAUUAUCAAACAAAAACUAGGGUCUGUUCCACAUGCAAGAACGGAGAUAAUAUCUCAUCCAUGAAACUACCAUAUGCUUGCAAGCUCUUAUUUCAGGAACUCCAAUCGAUGAAUAUAGUUCCACGUUUGAAGUUGACUGAUUCAUGAUACACUUAUUUCAAAACAGAUGUUGAUCAGGCUGCUGGCAGUACACAGUGAGGAACGACUCUGUUUUAACUUAUAUCGCUGUGGUUGUCUCUCUUUAACAUUUAAAGCUACUUCAGUUUACUCAUAUCUGCUAUAUAUUACAGUUAAUGUUGGUAGCAUUCUGAAUAGACAAUUAGACACAUUAUGUAACAGCAGAAAAAAUGUAAAUGAGGUUCUUGAUAUGUUCCUUUUUUAAUUUUUUUUUACACUCUUGAGAACUGA